This is a messenger RNA of Lotus japonicus, 1549 nucleotides long. RefSeq names its product spermine synthase. Lineage: Eukaryota; Viridiplantae; Streptophyta; Magnoliopsida; Fabales; Fabaceae. Gene Ontology annotation, molecular function: spermidine synthase activity. Gene Ontology annotation, biological process: spermidine biosynthetic process. Gene Ontology annotation, cellular component: cytosol. The transcript is spliced from 11 exons. The record is from RefSeq and is a predicted model, not a curated record. Bases 214 to 1299 code for a protein of 361 amino acids.
UCUUCGUUCCAUUCCAAAUCCAAAGCAAAGGUUUGUGUGUGACAGUGAUAGUGAGAAGAGAGAAGGUGAAUUUUGGUAACAGAGACAGUGUUUUGUGUUGCGUAUCCAUCUUCAUCCCUUCAUUCCUUCCUUCUGGUUCGAUUGCGCACAGUACAAUCCUCAAAACCACUCUCUCAAACCAGAGACUGGAGCCUGAGAAGAAAAGGAUAGUUUAUGGGGGACGCCGCAGGAAGAGGUUUGGAAUGCCAGAAGACUAUGGAUGGGAAGGAGAGUAACAGGAAUGGCUUAGAGAAGGAACUUCCUUCAUGUUGUUUGAAGGCUAUUGCUUCAGACCCUGAGUUGGAUGCAAAAUGCCAUUCCACCGUUGUUUCUGGGUGGUUCUCAGCACCUCAAACUUGCUCUGGGAAAUCUGGGAAAGAUGCUUAUUUCAACAACCCAAUGUGGCCAGGAGAAGCCCAUUCAAUCAAAGUAGACAAGAUCUUGUACAAGGAAAAGUCAGAGUACCAAGAGGUCUUGGUUUUUGAGUCAUCAAUAUAUGGGAAAGUUCUUGUACUUGAUGGGAUUGUUCAGUUGACUGAGAAGGAUGAAUGCGCUUACCAGGAGAUGAUAGCUCAUCUUCCCCUUUGUUCAAUUGCGUCCCCAGAAACUGUUUUAGUUGUUGGUGGCGGAGAUGGCGGGGUUCUAAGGGAAGUCUCCCGCCACAGCUCUGUGAAGCGUAUUGAUAUUUGUGAGAUAGAUAAGAUGGUUAUUGAUGUUUCUAGGAAGUUUUUUCCAGAGUUAGCUGUUGGAUUUGAUGAUCCUCGAGUACACCUGCAUGUUGGCGAUGCUGUUGAAUUUCUUAGAUGUACUCCUGAGGGGAAGUAUGAUGCUAUAAUUGUUGAUUCCUCAGAUCCUGUGGGUCCUGCCCAGGAACUUGUAGAGAAACCAUUUUUUGAAACAUUAGCGAAAGCAUUGAGGCCUGGUGGAGUUCUCUGUAACAUGGCAGAAAGUAUGUGGCUUCAUACACACCUUAUCCAAGAUAUGAUCUCCGUCUGUAGAGAAACAUUUAAAGGUUCUGUACAUUAUGCAUGGGCAAGUGUUCCUACAUAUCCGAGUGGUCUGAUAGGGUUUCUUCUAUGCUCAACGGAGGGGCCACCUGUUGAUUUUGUAAACCCCAUCAACCCAAUUGAAAAGUUGGAAGGUGCAGAUAAGCACAAAAGGAAACUUAGAUUCUAUAACUCAGAGAUGCACACAGCUGCUUUCGCGUUGCCUGCAUUUCUGAAGAGGGAGGUGAGCUUGAUCCGUGAUCCUUCCGCUUAGUAGCAACUAAUGUUUGCAUGUUAUAGCCCCUAAAUAAUCAAUUUGACUUCAUAUUCAUUUGGGGAAAUCUCAUGACGUGGAUGAACAUGUAGUCAUCCGGGGAAGUAGACCAAAUGUGUGAGAAAUAGGAAGUUGUGGUGAUUAUUUGUCAGAAAAUUCUAUAUGUGGAACCUAUUUAGCUUUGUUGAACUCUUUGGGCGAUUUUGGAUGGCCUUGUCUCUAAUUUAUUAUACUAUUGCUAUUGCUUUUA